Molecule: messenger RNA, 804 nt
Organism: Ambispora gerdemannii
Lineage: Eukaryota; Fungi; Glomeromycota; Glomeromycetes; Archaeosporales; Ambisporaceae
Source: the annotation of a GenBank genome assembly
AUGUCGAAACAAAAAAAGUCAAAACUUAUUCAUACUGAAAACCAAGAAAAAAAUGUGCCACUCAUAAACACCAACUCUUUUGUCUCAGUUCCACCCGAGAUAUUUAUCGACGUCUGCAAAUAUUUGCCACCAAUUGAUCUUCUUUCGCUUGCACAAGUAUGUCGUUUAUUCAACGCGUACUUAGCAUCUGAUGAAUCAACAUCUACUCAACUUAUUUGGCGUCAAUCACGCUUUAACUUUCUCCCCUGCUAUUCUGUUCCGCCGCCUGAUAAUUUUUCGGAACGAGAAUAUCUGAGAUUGAUUGUCGAAAAAGGUUGUCAGAGAUGUGAAAAUCGCCGCGUAAAUUCUUAUUGGAUUAAUUGGAGUUUCUUGGCGAGAUGUUGUUGUCGUUGUUUCAAUACGAAUCUUUGCCUCAAAGAAACAUUGGAACAAGAUUACAAUAUUCCACAUAAAGUUAUCGAAGUUUUGCCAACACGUUCAACACGUGAUAUUUCUAUAUAUUUUAAGCCUAUUGCAAAGAAAAUCUACAGACAAUACCUCGAACUCUCCGAUGAAAAGGACAAACUCCUAUUUCUCGAGCGACAAAGGAAAAUACGCUCCCAAUUAGAAACAACUCAAUCCCUUCGCAGCGCAAACGAAAUAUCGCACAAGAACUCAAUGGCUCUAAACGCGCUGAGACAACGAGAAAUUCGUCGCGAGGCAAUCAAACAACGCGUCUCUGCCAUGAUUAAUGAACAGAAGGAAGACGGAAGUUUGAAGUGGAACGCAAAAUCGUGCAUGGCGGUUGUUGAAAAGAAAACUUGA